This is a messenger RNA of Gigantopelta aegis, 6401 nucleotides long. Its product is annotated as CD151 antigen-like. Gene Ontology annotation, cellular component: membrane. The transcript is spliced from 8 exons. Lineage: Eukaryota; Metazoa; Mollusca; Gastropoda; Neomphalida; Peltospiridae. The coding region runs from base 297 to 1058 and encodes 253 amino acids. The record is from RefSeq and is a predicted model, not a curated record.
CGAAAGUGAUGACGUUUUUAUCACCAUUUGUCAAAAUAAAGUAACCUUACUACUUUUUAAUGUUUCACAGAAUAUACAUGGCAAUAUACCAUGUAAUGAAAAGUCUGUGUAUUCAGCUCCAACAUGGUUGACUCGGUAUCUCAGUAGUGCUGCAGUACAUUCCAGUAAAUGAAGCAUGAAUAGUUAGUAACUUGUUAACUGCUACUGUGGCUUCCUGCUGUCAACUUCCGACUUUGUCUUCCAAAUCCUGACCUCCUGAUAACUAGUUUCAACUGUUUAGUCGUCAAAGUAUAGCGAUGGUGUACCGCAAUCGGAAGAAGGACGAUGGCUGCUGCAGUCUCACUUUCCUUAGAUACGUCUUGUUUGUCUUCAACAUCAUGUUUUGGAUUACAGGGGUAGCGUUUCUGUCUGUUGGAGUGUGGACAAUGAUGGUGAAGCACAAGUAUGUGAGUCUGCUAGGUAACAGCACAUACCCAGCCACAACUAUCCUGUUCAUCGUCACUGGGGUGUUCAUCAUCUUGGUUGGUGCACUCGGCUGUCUGGGAGCUCUGAGGAACAUCCGCUGCUGCUUAGUGAUGUAUGCGUUUCUUCUGCUGAUGAUAUUUCUGUUGGAAGCCAUUGCUGGCGUGCUGGCAUACAUGUAUGAAGGAUCAAUAAAAGAAGAAUUAACUCGGAAUCUUAACAAAACGAUUAUUGAAAACUACAAUUUUGAUAGCACGAUCAGCGAUGCUGUGGAUAACCUGCAGAAACAAUUCCACUGCUGUGGUGCGGAGUCUUACCGUGACUGGCGCUGGUCGCGGUGGCUGAAGCUCGACCAGAUCACGAAGAACAAGGCUCCCGACAGCUGCUGUAUCUCGCCUGCUGAGAAAUGUGCUGUUAGCAUCUCCGCCUCCAAUAUUUACCACACGGGGUGUUCUCCACAGCUGGAGCGGUUCAUUAAGAGACACCUGAUAGUCAUAGGUGGGAUUGGACUGGGUCUUUGUUGUAUACAGGUCUUUGGUAUUAUAUUUGCCUGCUGUCUUGCUCGGAAGAUCAAAGAGAUAACAGAGUCUUAUUGAUCAGAACACGUUUUGUGUCAACAACUCUUCCAUUCCGUAAAAUUCUCAAAACAUGGUCCAUUCUAUCAACAGAUUUUUAUGUACUCAUGGAAAAAAGUUUCUGUGCACCAAAUGAGUGUAUACAGAAUUGCAUUUACUUGAAACCUGGUAAUGUAAAUUACAGAAAAUGAUUGUGUAACCAUUCCCUUUAAUAUUCCAAAGAUUUUCUAUUAGUUGCUCCUGCUAUUCAUGUUUUAUGUGCACAGCUUGCCUAAUGCACAUAUCGAGUCACAUACUCCUGUUUGGUGUCAUUUUUCUUAUCCGCAAAAUGAUUGUGUGGCUUCUCAUCACUCAGAAAAACACUUUUGUUGGUAUAUGAAUGUCAUCAGUGUGAUGUCACACCUCUCCCGGGAAAAUGAAUGUCUUCGAACAAUUGGCAUGCUUGAAGUUGGAAUGGGCCAAAACAUUGUGGCUAGACAUGAUGUUUAUUACUAUUCAUCAGAACACCAUACAAUGUCAGAGUUCUUGUCAGACGGAAUUUUUUGGGUGUGGUGCUAUGGAAUUGAAUGCAACUACAGCCAACAGAAGGUAUGGGAGGCCUCCACCAGAAAGAAAACGGGUUAAGUUUAGGGUUAGGGUUGCGAAAAAUCAUACAGUAAUGAUAAGAGUAAUUAAUUUUGUCAAAAGGUUAACUUAAAAAAAUAUAAUCUGCUAAUAAAUUUGGAUAUGGUGCCAUACCCGUUUUACCCUCUAGCAGAAACUGUCUGCGGAGAUGUUAUUAACAGUUGGGAGUAUUAGAGAUUUUCUGUAUUUUUGGACCCUACAUGUGACAUCAUGUUUGCAAAACGUCUAUAUCAGGCUUGUACACCUAAAAAAUCCUUUAGAAACGACAAGCCUGACGUUCUGAAACAUCCCCGACUCAAAGCCAAUUGGUGAAAGAACCGUACGCAUCUGGUUACAUCAUAAAAUAUGACCACAACUGUUCAACAAUACCUAGUCCUGUUACAACAUCAAUGACAUCGCACCAAGCAUCGUGUACACUACACUUUAGGUUCGGAAGUCAAGACUCGACCACCAUACUUUUAACAGAGAAAUAAUGCAUGUAUGGCAAACAAAAGGUUUGAUCAAGUUAAAAAUGUAAGUAUUACUGAGAUGUUAAUGAUGCACAGGAACUUUUUUCCAUGAGUAUAUGAUGAUGUUUUAACUUGCGCACAGGAUUUGACCAAUUUUUUUAGUGGCCAGACUCUGGCAUAUUUGUUGUCUUAAGAUUCUGUCCUAUUCAGAAUUGUAAUGAAAAGAAGUAACUGUAAAAUAGAAUAUUCUGAAAUAUUAAGUAAAAACUGGAACUUGCAUGGUGUGUAAUUAUGGUUUUAAGACUAAACAAAGUUGUCAACAAAUAGAUAGGAUGGGACCAGUAUUUUAAUAUACGAACCAAUGGAAUUAAUUUCGACAACCAGUUAACAGUUUUAGUUUGGGAGAUGAGGGCAGUCUUGUGAUUGUUAAACUGAAUAGUUUUUCGUGGUAGUAUGCUAAAAUCAAAUGGACCAGUAUAUUGUUAUGCAAGCUUGUAAUAAUAUUUUUUAAGAAACUGAACCAACAUUAUAUAUUUGUAAAUAUGCUCAACAUAAAAAAAAUGUACAUGUAAUGAUAGUUUGUUUAUUUCAUCAACCUACAAAUGUCACAAAACUCCAUGGAUGACAUUUGGGGUUAAGAUAAAUGUACUACUACAAAGCAGCAAUGUGACCUCAUAAUGAUUAUCAAAACUACUACCCUCAAAACCAAAUUCAGUCCUUAGUUGUGUCACAGUGGGUCGCGUCACUGGCCAGUCUGCCCAGAUAGACUAGUGUAUUCUCUCAGUAAAGUUUUUUAGUAUGGGCAGUGAUGUCCAGCUGAUGAACAAACCUGGUAAUGGUGUUUGAUUGAAACCAGUUUUGGAGGGUUGUUGUUUGAAUAUAUCAGUCUUCUGCAUCUGAUGUAACUUGUGGCCUACCACAUUGGUCGUGGGUGGAUGCAGUGACUUUUAGUCGACAGACAAUUCUGUGUAUAAUUGGUUGUGUAAUACCAUAUCUGGCAACAUCACUGAUACCGAUGCCUGCUUGAAAGCAUUCCAGGUGUGUUCUCAUGGUCAUUCGGGGUAAAGCAUGGCAUGGAUGUUAUUUGGGUUUUUUAAAUUAGUAUUGGACACAUUAGCAUUCAGAGAAAACACUGAGCUUGUGUCUGAAAACAUUCCCAAUACAUAUGUGGAAAUCAUGCAUGUUCUGCCCCUGAUACAUUAACAUCACCAAUAGAAUUCUGACACAGCAUGCACUUGUAAUAUGUGUUGUAGUGGGGCAUAUGCAUUCAGAGGUGUUCUAGAGCAUUGAAAUACAACAUGUGGAUAUACAGUUUUCUAAUAUGUAUACAUGUACAUUCAUUUUUUGUUGAGCAUAGGUUAUUUUUUUUUUUUUUUCAAGUUUUCAAUGCACAAAUCAAACUUUUGUACAUUAUAAUAAUUAGCCAAAGUGUUGUAUUAUAGUAUAAGAUUGUGUUAAAUUUUAAACAGAUGUUUGUGAUAGCAGUUACUUGAGAAAUAUGUUGAUUCCUGUAUCCCAGUUUUCCUUUAUCUAAAUCAGGGUAAUUUUAUUUGUAUUAUUUAUUGAUUCCUGUCUCCAUCAUGAUACCAAAGAUUAUACAAAUGGAUUAAUCAGAAACUGAAAGCUUCAAGAAAUGUGUACUAUGAACUAUGAAGGUGGUAGUUUCAGCAUUUUGAUUUUGAAAUGCAUGUGUUUUAGUAAUAAUCCAUCUUAAAAUACACAUAACUCCUAAUAGACUUCCUUAUCUUCCAAAUCUUAUAUAUUUAAUGUUUUCUUCCACAUAACCUCCCCCCUCCCACCCACCACAAACCCUUUCCUGUCCUGCAUGGAGGAUCCCGCAUGGGCCGACACCUGCACCCAUGACAGGCAUGCGCUACAACAGUUUGCUCUGAAUGUGCAUGUUAAGCCCUAUGACCUGACCUGAUCACAUAACCUUUCAAAGUUUCCAGAAGCAUAGCAUAGGAUAAUAAAUCAUGUCGAAAGGAAUGAAAAACCCCCACUGAUGACCAAACAUUGCUGCCUCUUCCAUAAGAAAACUUGGAUUUAUAUAUUCAGAUAUCAGUUACACAUUUCUUUGUGAUAAUUUCUGAUGAAUCAUAUUUCAGUUUUUAUUAUUUAUUAAGGUAUUUAAUCAUGUACUUAAUAACCCGUUUAUUCAGCUGAGCAGUAAGGCUUGUGUUGUACUACAAAGUACAUGUAUUAAUGGUAAUAGUAACAUAGUUUUAUUGUGAAUGUCAUUGUUCCCCGUUAUUCACAUGUGGUGAUCUAAAUAUCAUUUAUAAUUAAUUUUAAGAGGCAAAUUUCCUACUGUUAACAUGUGGUGUUUUAAAUAUUAUUUAAUAAUGAAUUUUAAGAGGCAAAUUACAGUUGUAAUGAAAAGUUAUACUACAUGAAUAAUAAUGUUUGAUUUUAUUAAGUUUUUACGUACAUAUAUGUAGUUUUGAGGAUUUUGCACAAGAUUAGUAACUUUUCACUUGCAUUAUAGAUUAAUUAUAUACAUCAUUAUGUAUCACAACUAUUUUGUAUAGUGAACAUCAGAUCCAGGAUUUUUAAUGGGAGUAGAAGUUAAAACUUUGUUUGGUUUAACAACACCACUAGAGCAUAUUGAUUUGUUAAUCAGCUAUUGAAUAUUAAACAUGGUAAUUUUGACAUAUAGUCCUAAGAGGAAACACGCUACAUUUUCCCGUUAGUAGCUAGGGAUCUUUUAUAUGCACCUUCUCCCACACAGGAUAGCACAUACCACAGUUUUUGAUAUUAAAGUGUUGUGCACUUGGUGGAAAGAAAAAUGAUCCAGUGGGACCACCGACAGGGGUCAAUCCUAGACUGACCAUGCACCAUACAAACACUUUACCACGGGGCUACGUCUUGCCCCCUCUUAGCAACAAUUGCAAAUCCUGAAGAUUAGGGACGUUUAAACUUCUUUUUAAAAGAGACAGGUGGAGUGAUUACAAUGAAUUAUAUUUUGAUUUUGACAUGUAUAUAAUUGCUUGUUUUAGAGUAGGUUUCACAUCCUCAGACCUCAACCCUCCCAUUCUCCCAUUCCCCCCCCCCCCCCACACCUUUGUCCUUACCAGUUACAAAAAAAUUGUUUAAAUGUCUCCAAUUUGAAUUAACUUUAAGGUUGUGUUAUUUUACUUAUUUUUCUGUCCUGAUCUCAGUUUUUGAUGGCAUGUUUUAACUUUUAUUUUAUAAACAUUUCAAAUAUGCAGGUAGCAGUUUCGUAUUCAUACCAAAUUAUUUUGUGUAUGAAAUUAUUAAUAUUGAAUCUUUUUCUUUUUUCUAAAUGCAUUUUAAUACAUUUUUUUUCUUUAUUUUUUUUUCUUCUGUAUUUACAAUAGGUCUAUUUACACAAUGUACUUAAAACAUUUUGCAAUUUUUUGUAUGUUAGAAAUUUGUAUGACAGUACACAAGUAAAAUUUUUUUAGAAGAGUAUACAAACAUUUUACAAAUAAUUUUAAACAUGUACGUAGGACCACUGGUCAUUUUAAAUGAAUUUGUUCACCAGUGAUUAGUGCUGUAGUGGAGAUUCGUCUACAUGAAAAGUGUGCUUUUUGUGAUACUGCUGAAAUCUUGUAUUGCAUUUAUUAGGAAGGUAUGUACACUGUAUGUAUCAUUGUACAUUAUGCACACUACGAUUAUGUGAAUCUUUAGCCAUUUUCAGUGUUUAAUAGGGCAGUGACAUAACCAUAAAACAGUAUUGUUUUGUAUUGUGGUAUUAUUGUUAUAUUUUUCUGAGAAGUUUCUUUUACAUUUUAGGAAAAUAUUUGUAAAAUUUUAGAUUGCAUACUUACACUGGUUUCAUAUAAACUGGUUAGUGAUUUAAUUAUUUCUGAAAUUCCUGAUUCAGGAGCAAAUGUAACAUAUCUGUUAUUUAAAAUGUGUACAAUAUGGAUAUAAUUUUUUUUUAAAUUAUUAUUAUUAAUACACCAAUCCAGCUUGUGGUAGGUGAGAAAUAUAAUUCCACAGAAUUCUUGCUAGCUACAUUUAACAAUCCUUCUGGAUACAGAAUAUAAAAAUUACAGUGGGUAGUCCUAAUACUGAAUUAACAAUAUUAAUAAUGAUGAUCAUUUGAUUUGAUUUGAUUGUGCAUCACCUUGCAGUUUGUUGUCAACAUGGUCUCGACUGAUGAAAUUAAUAGGUGAUCACCUUGAAAGGCAAAGUGGUCUCGGUGGUGCAGUGGUUAAGCCAUCAGACUACAGGCUGGUAGGUACAGGGUUUGCAAACCCAGUACCAGCUCCAACCCAGAGCGAGUUCUUAAGGGCUCAAUGGGAAGGUGCAAAGCCACUACACC